Molecule: messenger RNA, 2089 nt
Organism: Pteropus alecto (black flying fox)
Lineage: Eukaryota; Metazoa; Chordata; Mammalia; Chiroptera; Pteropodidae
Gene: ANKDD1B
Product: ankyrin repeat and death domain containing 1B
Exons: 14
Coding region: 1-1584 (527 amino acids)
Biological process (GO): signal transduction
Molecular function (GO): protein binding
Source: RefSeq, a predicted model, not a curated record
AUGGACCCCGCUGGGCGCACCCCGGGUCGCAGGGCGGCAGUGAGAGGGCUGCUGUUCGGGGCUGCGGCGGCCGCGAAGGGGCUUCGAGAAGAAGUGGGGGCCGCGGCGGGCAGGCGCUGGAAGGGUCUGUCAGGGAUGCCGAAGCAGGAGGGGCCUCCAGAGGAGGAGGCGGCGGCCGGACACGAGCUCCUACUGCCAAAUGAGAGAAACUUCCAUGAUGCUGCUAAAAGCAAUCAUUUGGAUCUUAUGGAGAAGCUGUUUGAAAAGAAGGUUAACAUUAAUGCUGUGAACAAUAUGAACCGCACAGCCCUGCAUUUUGCAGUGGGGGCAAAUCAUUUGUCUGCAGUGGAUUUCUUACUUAAUCACAAGGCCAGGGUGGAUGUUGCUGAUAAGCAUGGCUUGACAGUAAUUCACCUUGCAGCCUGGUCUGGAAGCCUCGAGAUCAUGCUCAUGCUGGUUAAAGCUGGAGCAGACCGAAGAGCAAAGAAUCAGGAUGGAAUGAAUGCCCUCCACUUUGCAGCUCAGAGCAAUAAUGUACGCAUUGUGGAGUACCUCAUUCAAGAUCUGCACCUGAAGGACCUGGACCAGCCAGAUGAGAAAGGAAGAAAACCAUUUCAUUUGGCAGCUGAGAAGGGUCAUGUUGAAAUGGUAGAAAAACUUAUCUUCCUUAAUCUGUAUACUUCAGAAAAGGACAAGGAGGGGAAUGCUGCCCUGCACCUUGCAGCAAAACAUGGCCACAACUCUGCGGUACAGGUGCUGCUAACACAGUGGCAAGAAAUUAAUGAGACCAAUGAGCUCAAUAUCAGCGCUUUGCAGAUAGCGACCCAGAAUGGCCACGCGUCCCUUGUCAGCUUUCUUCUCAGUGAGAACAUUGAUCUGCACAUGAAGGUGGAACCUAAGGAGUCCCCUCUUCAUUUAGCUAUUAUCAACAACCAUAUCGCUGUGGUAAACAGCCUAUUAAGUGCACAGCAUGAUAUUGACAUCUUAAAUCAGAGGCAGCAAACUCCUUUGCAUGUGGCUGCUGAUCUUGGAAAUGUGGAACUGGUGGAAAUCUUGCUGAAGGCAGGCUGUGACUUGAACAUUGUUGAUAAGCAUGGGAAGACUGCCCUGGCUGUGGCCUCCAGAAGCAAUCACAGCCUUGUUGUGGACAUGCUCAUAAAAGCAGAGAGAUACUAUGCCUGGAGAGAGAAACACGGCGAAAACAUCAGGGAGCCAAGAACCAGCUUUGCUCUGACAUUCAAGCAAGAUCACAGUCUGGAGACCAGGCAUAUUCGCAGUCUUCUCUGGAACCUGGCUUACCGUCAGCUGAAGGCCAAUGAGUGGCAGAGGUUGGCCCGUUCGUGGCACUUUACAGAUGACCAGAUCAGAGCCAUUGAGGAGCAGUGGUCAGGAAAGGAAAGCUUCCGUGAGCAUGGCCACAGGGCUCUGCUCAUCUGGCUGCAUGGGACCCUGAUGACACAGGACACGCCGGUCAAGCACCUGUAUGAAGAGCUCGUACGUGCAGGUUUCCCAGAACUAGCUGAAAAGAUCCGUCAAUUCAAAAGCGAAACUGACUCAAAACCCAAGAAAUGUGCAAUUUCAUAAAUGCCUAGAGAGAUUGUAUUUAAAUGAUUUGCCACUCAGCAUUCAGUCCUUUUAAAUUCAUUUCUUUAAUGCUGUAAAGUUCCUCUAGCAGUAGGAUUGAUUUUCAUCUGUGAAGAUGGUUCUGACAGGAUCCUCUAACAUGAAAAAUGGUAUUAUACUUUCCAAUCACUGAAAAGUCCAAAAAUUUUUUUAGUUUUUUCUUAAGGCAAAUUCUGUAUGAUUUUCCGAUUCUUGUCAUUUGAUGCAACAUAUGUGAUAGCAUAAUCUAGGAUUUUGUCUAUCAUGCUUUAGCAAAAUAGAUGGUGGGGACAGCAUCAUGGCAUAUGGGAAAACGAAGUGUGGUAGGAUAGACAUGGUUUUGGAUCAUGAUUUUUGCCACUUAUUAGUUAUGGGCAUUCAAAUUCUGAUCUUUAAGUUUCCUGCUCUAUAAAAUGGAAGACAUGUCUACCUCUUCCAUAAUAUUUUGGUGAGGAUGAAAGGAGAAUGCCUGUGAAAUGCAUAACAU